Molecule: messenger RNA, 772 nt
Organism: Drosophila guanche
Lineage: Eukaryota; Metazoa; Arthropoda; Insecta; Diptera; Drosophilidae
Product: glutathione S-transferase 1-1-like
Exons: 1
Coding region: 53-694 (213 amino acids)
Biological process (GO): glutathione metabolic process
Molecular function (GO): glutathione transferase activity
Source: RefSeq, a predicted model, not a curated record
UGUAUCCGUUCAGUAUCAAAAAGUUUCUGUAGCUAACACAACGUUCUUUAACAUGGAUCUCUACUAUCACCCGGGCUCGGCACCUUGCCGCUCCGUCAUUAUGACAGCCAAGGCACUGGGACUUGAACUUAACCUGAAGCAGCUGAAUAUCCCGGCGGGGGAUCAGCUGAAGCCCGAGUUUGUGAAGCUCAAUCCUCAGCACACAAUUCCCACGCUCGUGGACAACGGAUUCUCGGUGUGGGAGUCGCGAGCCAUCCUCAUUUAUCUGGUGGAGAAGUAUGGCAAGAAGGAUGACUCCCUCUAUCCCGCAGAUCCUCAGAAGCGAGCUGUGAUCAACCAACGCCUCUACUUCGACAUGGACCCUUUGUUCCAAUGCUUCUAUAAGGCCAUCUACCCGCAGAUACUGUCCAAAAAGCCAUCUCCUCCAGAGGAAAUGGAGAAAGUGGACAAGGCCUAUACGCUGCUGAACACCUUCCUGGAGGAGAAUGAGUUUGUGGCCGGCUCAAGUCUAACUGUGGCCGACAUUGCCAUUUUGGCCACUGUCUCCACCUUUGAAAUUGUGAACUUUGACUUUUCAAAGUAUCCGAAUGUGGCCAAGUGGUACGAGACUGCCAAGAAGGUGACACCCGGCUGGGAGCAGAACUGGGAGGGUAUAAUGAUCAUCAAAGCGUUCAUGGAUUCCAAUUCAAAGUGAAGCAUAGGUUAUUAUUAUACUGACAAAUAUACUCCAUUUAUUUAUUUCAUCAUAAUGAGUACUCGGGCACACUAACAA